AUGGCUCACGCGCAGAGAAAGACCAGAAAGCUCCGUGGUCACGUCUCGCACGGACACGGACGUAUUGGAAAGCACAGGAAGCAUCCUGGAGGUCGCGGUAACGCUGGAGGUCAACAUCACCACCGCAUCAACCGUGACAAGUAUCACCCUGGAUACUUCGGAAAGGUUGGAAUGAGAGUCUUCCACCUUAACAAGAACCACCACUACUGCCCAACCGUCAACGUCGAGCGCUUGUGGUCUCUUGUCCCACAGGAGGUCAGAGAGAAGGCCACCGGAGGCAAGGCCCCAGUCAUUGACUGCACCAAGCUUGGAUACUUCAAGGUUCUCGGAAAAGGACUCCUUCCAGAGACUCCACUUAUCGUCAAGGCCCGAUUCUUCUCCCACGAAGCUGAGCAAAAGAUCAAGAAGGCCGGAGGAGCCUGUGUUUUGGUGGCUUAA
Molecule: messenger RNA, 438 nt
Organism: Caenorhabditis remanei
Lineage: Eukaryota; Metazoa; Nematoda; Chromadorea; Rhabditida; Rhabditidae
Exons: 3
Coding region: 1-438 (145 amino acids)
Biological process (GO): translation
Cellular component (GO): ribosome; cytosolic large ribosomal subunit
Molecular function (GO): structural constituent of ribosome
Source: RefSeq, a predicted model, not a curated record